AUGCGGCGUCUCGCGGUCGCCGCGCGGAGGCGCGGGGCGCGCAGGGUCGCCGCGGCGGCGGAGACGGCGCGAUGGCGCGCGCUUCCGCGCGACGACGAGGUCGCGCUCGCGGAGGCGGCGUGGGGACGGGCGGAGACGGAGGCGCCGAGGAAUUCGCACUCUUCGUCGUCGCGCGGAUUCGCCGCGAGGACGUCGUCGUCGUCGGCGGCGGCGCCGUCGAAGACGACGACGACGAUCGACGGCGUGCGCGUCACGACCGCGUACACGAAGGAGGACAUUGACGCCGCGAUCGCGGAGAUGUUCCCGACGCGUGGCGGUGCGAAGAAGAGGCAGCCGCGCGCCCCGCGCUCGACGAACGACGACGACGACGACGACGAUGAUUUUGACGCAUCAUCGACGGUCGCGCGACUGCGCGAGCGGCUGAAAGCGGCGAAGCUGCCGUCGAGCGGACGCAAGGCUGACCUCGUGGCCAGGCUCAGGCUCGCGGCGGCCGAGCGCGAGCGCGCGGCGAGCGGCGUGAGCGGAAGCGGGGGCGGCCGGUCGUCGUUCGCGAUCGUCGGUUUCGACGUCGAGGCGAGGCCGAACUUCACGAGCGGGCGCGUGAACCCGACGUCGCUCGUGCAGCUCUACGCGCGCGGGGACGGGGACGGGGACGGGGACGGGGAAAACGGCGGCGGGGAAAUGCCGGGAAAACGCGUCCCCGCCGGUGGUUCGUGUCUUCUCGCGCACGUCCUCGCGGCGACGAAGGACGGCGACGCGGUCCUUCCCGCGUCGCUCCGAGACGCGUUGUCCGCCUCCUCCGCCUCCGCCUCGUCCGACGGCCACUUGGCGCCGUCCGAUAGGUUGUUGUACUUCGUCGGCGCGGGCGUCGGACGCGAUCUGGACGACCUCGCGAGGGACUACGACCUCGGAAGCGACGGCGUGCGUCGCGCGUCGUUCGUCGACGUGAACGUCGUCGCGUCGUUCUUCGGCGAGCCGCCGGGGCUGAGGCGCGUUCUGAAUCUCUCGGCGAGGUUUCCCCCGCCGACGCCGUCCAACGCCGGAUCCGCGAACGCCGCGCCGUUAAAGAGCAAGACGACGCAGAUGUCGGACUGGUCGCGCGCGCCGCUGAGCGACGCGCAGAUCGCGUACGCGGCCCAGGACGCGAUCCAAUCGGAGGUGGUGCUCCGCGGGCUGCACGAGAGGUGGGGCGCGCCGUUGGGCGUCUCCGUCGAGGACUUUUGCGCGUUUUUCGCGGACGCGACGAGCGUCGGCGACCUCAUCGCGAGCGACGCGAAGCUCCUCGCCCCGGGGUUCAACCCGUGCGCGGCGCUGACGAUGUAUCGCGCGCGGAACGUCCUGCGCCGGAUCGGCAGUUUCUACAUCGCGAGGUACGUGGCGAAAAUGAACGCGCUCGACGACGACGACCCGGCGGAUGCCGUCGUCAAAAAAACAACCGAGUGGGAGACCUUGAACAGGAUCUGCUUCUUGUGGGGCGCGGAUUUGAGCGUCCACGCCGCGACCGAAGUGAACGGCGGCAUCGACGGCGGCGACGGCGGCGGCGGCGGCGACGACGACGACGACGACGACGACGACGCGCAGUCCCAGUUCGUCGCCGACGUGCGGAUACACGGCAGGUCGCUCGCGCGAGCGAGAGGGAAAACGAAAAAGUCUGCGAUUCGCGCCGCGACGUCGAGAGCGUUGGACGUCGUCCGCGCGGAGAAGGAAGGAAAGUGGUUCGACGCGCUCGAGGUCGCGGAGAUCGGCGACGCCGCGCGAGAACUGAAGCUCUUCUCGGAAAAACGCCCGAGUAAGUCUACGAGGUUUACUCUGCUUAAGCUCGGCGUCCCGCACGCCACCGAGCGGCUGACCCCGAAGAAGUACGAGGGAAUAUCGCCGCACCGCGCUAACCGCGGCUCCUCUUCCUUCGCUUCGCGCGAAGAGGAUCCGGGGUAUCGGACGUGGAGGGAGAACAUAGAGCGGAUGCUACCUCCGGAGUACCGCUGACGGGGAGCGGCGUGGCGCAUUGGUAUUGGUAUUUAGAAGAUAGGCGACUUACGUAGACUAGACCAAUCGAUUCUGUCUGGUUCCAGUCAGUC
Micromonas pusilla CCMP1545 is the source of this 2078-nucleotide messenger RNA. RefSeq lists its product as uncharacterized. Gene Ontology annotation, molecular function: 3'-5' exonuclease activity; nucleic acid binding. Gene Ontology annotation, cellular component: nucleus; cytoplasm. The transcript is spliced from 2 exons. The coding region runs from base 1 to 1986 and encodes 661 amino acids. Lineage: Eukaryota; Viridiplantae; Chlorophyta; Mamiellophyceae; Mamiellales; Mamiellaceae. The record is from RefSeq and is a predicted model, not a curated record.